This is a messenger RNA of Cyphomyrmex costatus, 4168 nucleotides long. Its product is annotated as probable phospholipid-transporting ATPase IIB. The transcript is spliced from 16 exons. The record is from RefSeq and is a predicted model, not a curated record. Gene Ontology annotation, biological process: phospholipid translocation; endocytosis; retrograde vesicle-mediated transport, Golgi to endoplasmic reticulum. Gene Ontology annotation, molecular function: ATP hydrolysis activity; ATPase-coupled intramembrane lipid carrier activity; ATP binding. Bases 96 to 4040 code for a protein of 1314 amino acids. NCBI's taxonomy places the organism in Eukaryota, Metazoa, Arthropoda, Insecta, Hymenoptera, Formicidae. Gene Ontology annotation, cellular component: endosome; plasma membrane; trans-Golgi network.
UACUAGAGUUGCCAUGACGACAAACCGUCGUGUUAUCAUGUCAGACUGUCUUAGAAUUCGAGCAGAAAACGUGCUGAAAGGAAAAAGGACGCACUAUGAGUGCAUUAAAAGCGUCGAUAGACUAUAAGAGCUUAGAAAAGGAACUUCACGCAGCUCUCGCAGCUGAUGAGUUAUAUAAAUUACAAAACGACGCUAAAAUUCGCGCGAUUGAACAAGCAGUGCCGACAUAUGAGCACUUCAGACAGAUGGUACAUGGUGCUCAUUUAAAACCUUUGGAUCGCAACGACAUGAAACCUAAAAUUGGUGUACAGUGGAAUCCAUUAAUUAAUUCUGCCAAAUCUCAUGACUCAACUGUGUUAGAAGCCUUAAAAAAAUCGACACGAAAUAAAGAUAGCAACGAAAGUAUCUUGAAAAAAUCUCGGAAAACGUGCAAGGACUUUCUACAAUCGUGGAAAACAAUUACCGACCAUUCCGAAAAGUUUACCUAUGUUUGGAAUCUAAGAAACGAUCUGCAACAUCACGUCUUUUGGGUGGAAAUUCCGACAUCUUUUCUCGGUGACUUUGCAAACGCAUGUCUGCAGCAUUUGUCAAAAGUGGAUGAUAUAACGCCAGUUAUAGAAGUUCUCGGUAAACUGAGCACGUGUAAUCGGUUCGAUUUGACGAAAGGUCGAAAAAGUACAAACACGGGGAACGAAAGAGCGCGUCGUCUCGACGCCUCCGCCAUGAGGCUGGAGGAGAUGCCGUUGCGGCUGAGCUCCGACGAGCGGGACUUUGAAAUGGACGACGAUGAGACUGACUAUUUGCUGCAACCGUCCGAGGACAGCAUCAGGCAGCUGACGUCGAGGCGACGGCGCAUCGCCAAUUGCUCCAAGUACCUGAAGAGCUGCCUUUGCGGAUGCUGUACUUGGAUGUGGAGGAGAUGCUGCAGAGAACGGGAAUUAAGAGCCAGAGUUAUUCAUAUUGGACAGCCUAUGCACGAGAAGUUUCCCACUAAUGUUAUAAGAAAUCAAAAAUACAAUGUUGUUACUUUCCUGCCUUUGGUCCUCUUUCAACAAUUCAAAUUCUUCUUGAAUUUAUACUUUCUGCUUAUGGCUAUAUCUCAAUUUAUACCAGACAUAAGAAUAGGAUACUUAUACACGUAUUGGGGGCCAUUGUGUUUUGUUUUAACUGUGACAAUUUUCCGCGAAGCCGUUGAUGAUUUUAGGAGAUACAAGAGGGACAAGGAGGUCAAUGCACAAAAAUAUUAUAGACUAGUGAAAGGUUUUGAUACACCAGAAUUAGUACCAAGUUCCAAAUUACGUGUGGGUGACUUGGUUAUAGUAGAAAAAGGUCAAAGAGUACCAGCCGACUUAGUAUUAUUACGCACAACUGAGAAAUCCGGCGCGUGUUUUGUGCGAACUGAUCAAUUGGAUGGAGAAACUGAUUGGAAAUUACGAUUAGCAGUGCCUGCAACGCAAAAAUUGGAAAGCAAUUCUCAGUUGUUUGAUAUUAAAGCCAGUUUGUAUGUCGAGAAACCUCAGAAGGAUAUACAUAGCUUUAUUGGCACAUUUUCAAGGUAUGAUGGUUACAGCAGUGAAGAAAGCUUGGGUGUGGACAAUACAUUAUGGGCCAACACAGCAGUGGCAUCUGGUUCCGCCCUUGGUAUUGUCGUUUAUACCGGUCAGGAAACGCGAUCUCUAAUGAAUCAUUCAGAAAUUCGAUCGAAAGUUGGUUUGCUCGAUCAAGAAAUCAAUCAAUUAACGAAGGUACUAUUUUGUGCGGUAAUAGGACUCGCACUUGUAAUGAUGUGUUUGAAAGGAUUUAGUGGACCGUGGUAUCGUUACAUGUUCCGUUUUGUCCUGCUGUUUUCCUACAUCAUACCGAUUAGCUUAAGAGUAAAUUUGGACAUGGGCAAAGCAUUUUACGCAUGGUGCAUACAAAGGGAUAAAGAUAUUGCUGGUACGGUUGUACGGACAACUACUAUUCCGGAAGAACUCGGACGUAUAUCGUAUUUGCUGAGCGACAAAACCGGCACGUUGACACAGAAUAAAAUGGUGUUCAAGAAGUUACAUCUAGGCACCAUAUCAUAUGGCCAGGAAACGUUCGAUGAAGUAACAUCAGUAUUAAAGACUUAUUACCCUACCGACAUAGAGCACUCACCGAUAAAGCAGGCGACAUCUGCGCACAGUGGGAAAGUCCGAAGAUCCGAGAAUACCCGGAUCUACGAUGCCGUGCAUGCUUUAGCUCUUUGUCACAAUGUAACUCCAGUAUACGAUGAGAUAAACAAAUCCUCGAAUCUGGAUUCGGUAAGCGUGCAGACCGUGGAAACUGGAGAUACUGGUUCCAUCCAAAGUCAAACUGAGGCGGAUCAACAUUACUAUCUAACAGAACAGAAGCGUAAUUACCAAGCCUCAAGCCCAGAUGAAGUGGCUCUGGUGAAAUGGACGGAGGAAAUGGGACUGGCUUUAGUUAAGCGAGACCUAAAUUCGAUGCAGUUGAAGACUUUGAACGGUCAAAUAUUGAAUUAUACCAUACUGCAAAUAUUCCCUUUUACUUCGGAAACCAAGCGAAUGGGGAUAAUCGUGAGGGAGGAGUCCAACUCUGAGAUCAUAUUCUAUUUGAAAGGUGCUGAUGUUGUAAUGUCUGGCAUUGUGCAAUAUAAUGAUUGGCUGGAUGAGGUAUGCGAAAACAUGGCACGUGAAGGUCUCAGAACAUUGGUUGUGGCAAAGAAAAAUUUGACAGAAGACCAGUAUCUCGAUUUUGAAGCAAGAUACAAUGCGGCGAGAAUGAGCGUCAGCGACCGUGUAUCGAGAGUUACUGCGGUGGUGGAAAGUCUCGAGAGAGAAAUGGAACUGUUAUGCGUCACCGGUGUUGAAGAUAGGUUACAAGACAGGGUGAGGCCUACACUGGAACUCUUGAGGAAUGCCGGAAUCAAGAUAUGGAUGUUGACCGGUGACAAAUUAGAGACCGCCACUUGUAUAGCGAAAUCCUCGCGUCUUGUGUCACGCACUCAAGGCCUGCACGUCUUUAAGUCUGUCGUGACGCGCACUGACGCUCACUUGGAACUGAAUACGUUUCGCAAGAAGCAAGAUUGUGCCUUAGUUAUCAGCGGCGAUUCCCUAGAGGUAUGCUUACAGUAUUACGAGCAAGAAUUUCUGGAACUUGCUUGCGGCUCACCUGCCGUCGUUUGCUGCCGAUGCUCACCCACACAAAAAGCCGAAGUUGUUAGUCUUAUACAAAGACAUACAGGCAAGAGAACAGCGGCCGUUGGCGAUGGUGGUAACGACGUUUCCAUGAUACAAGCUGCAGAUGCUGGAAUUGGUCUCGAGGGUCUUGAGGGAAGACAAGCAUCGCUAGCUGCUGAUUUUUCAAUUUCUCAGUUUAGCCAUCUCGCUAAUUUACUAUUGGUUCAUGGCAGAAGAAGUUACAAACGAUCGGCUGCAUUAAGUCAAUUUGUUAUACACCGUGGUUUGAUAAUCUCAACUAUGCAGGCUGUGUUCUCUGCAGUCUUUUAUUUGUCUUCGGUUGCCUUAUAUCAAGGUUUUCUUAUGGUAGGAUAUGCUACAAUAUACACAAUGUUUCCCGUCUUUUCAUUGGUAUUAGACAAAGAUGUAUCAGGAAAAAUAGCGCUUACUUAUCCGGAACUUUAUAAAGAACUUAGUAAAGGUCGUUCAUUAUCAUAUAAAACUUUUUUCAUGUGGGUUUUGAUAAGUAUAUACCAAGGAGGGGUAAUCAUGUAUGGCGCACUUAUAAUGUUCGAGGAUGAAUUUAUUCAUAUAGUAGCCAUAAGUUUUUCAGCGCUAGUUUUAACUGAAUUAAUAAUGGUUGCUUUAACAAUUAGAACUUGGCAUCAUAUAAUGAUGCUUGCAGAAAUCUUCUCUCUAGCGCUCUAUUUAUUAUCAUUGGUCGUUCUGAAGGAUUACUUCGAUGCGGAAUUUAUUAAAACAACGGACUUCUUAUGGAAGGUAUUAGUGAUAACACUGGUCUCAUGUAUGCCGCUGUACAUCUUGAAAUUUUUGAGGAAGAAGUUUUCACCUCCCAGUUACACUAAAUUAUCCUAAAAUCUUAUGCGGAAAUUAAUUUGUCUGCAUAUAGAUGACAAAGGAGGAUAAAACAUCAAACAUCGUAAUUCAUUAAUAUAAGGAAGAACUAUAUAAAAAUUUUCUUUCAUUUUACAAUAUAUCCCUAA